AUGUCGGUAAAAGAAGAAGCGGCAAAUGUGAAGGAUGAGUUAGAGCAUAACGCGUUUCUCAUAUCCAUACGACCAGGAGGAAUUCUUCAUGACUACGUUGAGAAGGGCCCAGCAGAAGUAUUAUGUGUGCCCAGGGAAUCUUUCCUCAAGUCUAGUGGCCUCGAGCCGUAUCUCUUACUACCACCACUAUCGUCUUCAUCCUUAUCACCAUCAAGUGGUGUGUGUCUCAUAGUAGAUGGAUCUAUGCGUCUGUUAACACCAGAACAGCAUGCAGAAGUGGCACGUAUUCUACGUGAACAUUUUCUCUACUACCACACUUUACAUUUUAAAGGUGUCGCCUCAGCUGCUUUUACAACGUUACGUGGUCAACAAGGGGAAUUUGCUUCCAAUUUACAAAGUGUCUCACGGUAUGGUCGUAUUGGAAGUUCUGCAGUUAUUUGUGAUUCGGCUCCCCUUAUGGACCGUGAUGAUCCUGAUCUCCCUGACUUUCAUCCGUGUAAGAUGCAUAUAUUUUUUAUCCAAGAACCCCUUAUGGAUAAACAGGAAAUGCAAAAUACACUAACUGCACUGAAACGAGCUAUUUUACCACCAACACCAACACCACAACAGAAACAGCAACCAAAACAACAACAACAACAGCGAACUACUUUAUCAUCGGAUGUGACUGUUUCAGGUAAUUCAAGUUUAACAAGUGAUCGAUUCUCACGUGAGAAUAUAACUAAAUACAGACGCUCUGUAGCGGCAGAUUACGAUGUUCACUAUGGAGAAUUUCAAGAGUAUAUGGAGAUGCCUAUCUGUGUACCCCUUGCAAAGACACUAUCAAACUUUGUGGAGACUAUUCAACAGCGUGAGAUACCACCUUUAACGAACGCCGAUGUAAAAAGGGCAAUAAAAGUCUGUAUGGAUCAUUGUAAUCGUAUACCAAUGCUGGCUCGGGAUGAGGGAAAGCAACGCAUCGCACUUGAGGGAUUUGAAAGAUAUAUCAUGACUAAACUCUACUGGCGUGCCUUUGAUGUUGACUCUGAGGAUCAACAACAGAAUGCCCGUUUGACGGCAAAACUGCGACAACUUUCACCUAUUCUGCAGGCUACACAAUUAGACGCACUGCCUGCUGUAGAGAAAAGUAACACGUGGAAUGAGGCGAUUUUCGAGUUAGAAGGCAUGAAUUACUUUAAGAGUCCACAUGAGAAGUUGCGAUGUGUGGUACGGGCGAGUAGAUUACUUUCAACCGCUAUCCACACAGCACUCUCGGCGGAGGGAAAGAAACCACAUGGCUCUGAGAAAGAAAGUAAUAGUCGGAGGAAUAGUGGCAGCAGAAAGGAUAAUCAUCCACAUACUAGUAGUAAUAAUCAUAAUAGUGGUGAUGCUGUUGCUUUUGGGGCAGAUGAGUUUCUCCCAUGUUUUAUGCUGUUAGUAUUGCGUGCCUCACCUCGUAACUAUUACUUGAAUCUGCAGUAUGUGAAGCGAUUCCGCAAUGAGACUCUUAUGACACAUGAGGAGAGUUAUUGUCUUGCGAAUAUGGAAUCAGCGGCUGAGUUUUGGUUAACAUAUAAUGAAACACCACAGCAUGAGCGUAGGGAGACGAAGCAGAAACAAGAAAAGCAACACCAAGAAAAACAAGAAAAAGAAAAACAAAAUCCACCAUCCAUAGAUGAUCUUUUUCCCGCUUCUCCGGAUGGAUCGCCUAUUGUAGCACAAGAAGUCAAUAUGGGUUCAUCUUCCCAGUUAGGUUUUGUUUUAGAUGAUAAGAUGGAGAAUCAUGCUGGAGAAGAUACUGGCAGCGAUACUAAGGUUUUCGGACAAUUCACAAAUAAGGAGGUAAUCAAUGUGGCACAUCUCUUGUUGGAGGAGCAAAAGUCGUUUGAGGAACUUACCGUGUUGGAAUUACGAGCCAUUGUGGCGGAGGCACGAAUUUUACUAGCGGAGAAACAAGACAGACGAGAGAGAUCUCACAGAGAGGAGCCACAAAGUGAAUAA
Messenger RNA from Trypanosoma theileri, 1977 nucleotides. RefSeq names its product putative MCAK-like kinesin. Gene Ontology annotation, cellular component: endocytic vesicle; cytosol. The transcript has a single exon. The coding region runs from base 1 to 1977 and encodes 658 amino acids. NCBI's taxonomy places the organism in Eukaryota, Euglenozoa, Kinetoplastea, Trypanosomatida, Trypanosomatidae. Gene Ontology annotation, biological process: vesicle-mediated transport. Gene Ontology annotation, molecular function: guanyl-nucleotide exchange factor activity; small GTPase binding. The record is from RefSeq and is a predicted model, not a curated record.